AUGUCCGGGGACAGCGUGCUCGUUGGCGCCUCCAUAGCCAUGCUCGUCGUGCUCUCCCUCGCCACCUUCUUCUGCGCCAACCGGCGGAGGAGGGCAGUGCACGGCUCGUCGUCGCAGCGGAGCGUCCUCGACGACGUGGAGCUCGGGCACGGCGGGUGCGCGACCGCGGCCACGGGGCUGGAGGAGGAGGUCCUGGCCGCCUAUCCGACGACUGUGUACUCCUCGUCGGCCACGACCGUCAGUGAGCGGAGUACGAGGGAGGAGGCGCCAGAUGACGAGACAACGUGCGCGGUUUGUCUGGCGGAGUACGCCGACGGCGACGAGCUCCGGCAGCUACCGGGGUGUCAUCACUCGUUCCACCGGCGGUGCGUCGACGACUGGCUCCGCCGGCGGCCGACCUGCCCGCUCUGCCGCACGCCGCCGACAGCGUCAGCAUGCAUGCAGACGACGCAGCAGAGUGACGCGAGAUAG
Messenger RNA from Lolium rigidum, 471 nucleotides. Its product is annotated as E3 ubiquitin-protein ligase EL5-like. NCBI's taxonomy places the organism in Eukaryota, Viridiplantae, Streptophyta, Magnoliopsida, Poales, Poaceae. The record is from RefSeq and is a predicted model, not a curated record. The transcript has a single exon. Bases 1 to 471 code for a protein of 156 amino acids.